This is a messenger RNA of Fonsecaea multimorphosa CBS 102226, 2172 nucleotides long. RefSeq lists its product as uncharacterized. The transcript is spliced from 3 exons. NCBI's taxonomy places the organism in Eukaryota, Fungi, Ascomycota, Eurotiomycetes, Chaetothyriales, Herpotrichiellaceae. The record is from RefSeq and is a predicted model, not a curated record. The coding region runs from base 1 to 2172 and encodes 723 amino acids.
AUGGAAUCGCCAGUAGCGCUCGAUCCGUCCGACGAGGCUCCUACUCCAUCGCAUCAGCCUCAGGGAGACAAUACGGGCGAUACUCGUGAGGAUGUUUCCCACGGUGUUGUCGGACAGUUGCCUGGCAGUGAUGGCAAAACGCGUCCAAGGCGCCCACGCGGUCGUCACGCAAAAGAUCCCUUGGCAAAGUCCAUAGCGAUCAAAUGUCAAAGAUUAGAAGAUUUUGAGGCCCAGCUCAAGGAGCAUUUGGCAGAUUCGAUCCUUGACCGCGAGCACACCACGCUGGAGUUUGCCUUUCCUGUCAGUGCCGCCUUCAUGGUGGCUGUGAGGGAGCCUACGAAUGGGGGAGAUCUCACUGAUAGAAAGACGCCAUAUACGUACAGCCCUUUCAACAAGACCGCAAUCACCGUCGUGGACGCUCUGCACAACAUUCAAGACCCUGUCGAACGGGCGAUUAUGCUGAAAGGCAUCAGCAAGACCCUCGUCGAAGCCUGUCAAGAAGUAGAUGGAUAUCGCUACAGCUUCCACAAUCAUUGGAUCAGUCGAGAAGCCCAAGCAAGCAGAUUCUCAUACUACUGCAAUGAUUCGGUGCUCAACAAGGGCCGUGCUGCCAAUGAGGGUGCCUCCAAGAUCAAGGCUGGCACCAAGGUUCGCAAACCAGUCUAUGACUGCCACGGCUUGAUCUCGGUCAAGUUCUCCGUGACGAAGAACAAUCUGGAACUCCACUACAAACACAUUCCUCUUCACAAGACCUUUGAAGAAAGAGCCCCGCCUCCGCGCAACGGCUCAAGGCGCAAGCGUCUCCUUGAGAUUUUCCAUCCUGAAAAGCUCGUGAAACCGAAGAGGAGAAAGUCCAGUGUGCCUAAACCGCCGAAACCCAAGAAAUCUGCUACAGAGCCGCCCCGGCCUGUGGAGAGCGUGUCAACCACGCCAGCGAGAGAGAACAGUCUAGCACCCUUGUUCGACUUCCUCGGUAGGGUUGAACCGGACAAAGAUUCACCGGACACCUCAGAACCACCGACAGUCGACGUCAACGUCGACACCGUCAAGGAUGCCUGGGGCGACGGAAAGAUAAACAGGAAGAAAAUAUACCCCGGCAUGUCCAUCUGGAACCUUAGAGACCCCCAGAUACAAAAGGCGCACCGGAAAGCAAAGAAGACUUCACCUACUCACUCGGUUCCUGGGGCUCUACCACCUCCUGCCACCACGCCGGCUCCAGCAGUUGUGAUGCCCCCGAGCAGUAGCCAAACAGUGACACCGAUAACCCUGACCGAGUCAGAGCUCCGAGCCAGGCUCCAGCAGGCCGAGCAAAAGAUUCGCGACCUCGAAGCUGAAAAACAACGACGGGCAAGAGGACUUACAGAGCCGGCCCGUCCAACUACUCUACAAUUCCAGGCACCUCCACUGCCGCUGCCUCCCAACCCAGCCACGCCUUAUCCCCCUCCCCCUCCCCCUCCCCCAGCAUAUUUCCCUCCACCGCAGUUCCAAUUUGCUCCCGCUCCCCAUCCCAUACAGUGGAACUACAGUCCUCAUACUUACCCUCCCUAUCCUUAUACAUCACCUGGGCCGCCCAGUCUUCCCUAUCCUCAUUCUGCAUCAGGGAGUGCUCCAGCCGCAACACAUCCAUAUGCGUAUUCCAACCCAGGACCACCCAGUCUCCCCUAUCCCAACCCUGCACUGGGAAGCGCUCCACACCCGCAUGCGUAUCACUAUCCACCGCAACCUCUGCCUCCCCUUUCGCAGCAACGGCCUCCGUCGAACGCGCCACCGGCGUACGGCUUCGUUCCCAACCCCUUGGACCCCUUGGACCGUAUCACCACGAGGGGUGUCAGGUCACAUCUUGGUCCUCCUCAGCCUCCUGCAACGCCUGAUUCAAGCUCUGGCUCUCGCGUUGAACCACCACGCGUCGAAAUGCAACCUACGGCCCAGACUCCUCUAUCUUCCACAGAACCUCCGGCUGGGCCAAGUCCUCGUGGACCUUCCGCAACGGCGCCAGAGCCGUCGGACGAAACCACGUCCGUGACAGCUUCCGCAGGACCUGCCCAACCGGCGUCUAGCCGAGAAAUAACGCAGGCUUCGACCUCAACCUCAACGACCACGGCCGUGCCGUCAGCGCCAGAUCCAGAUCCAGAUCCAGAUCCGAACCAGAUCGACGGCCGGGACGGAAAAUAA